CUAGUACUUAGGUACAGCCCUCCUCCUCAACUCUGAGGCUUUUCCUGGUGAGAUAAUACCUCAGAAUAACCCCGGACGCUGAGGUGCGCCGGCCGCACCGUAGUGUAGCGCGAGAAAGAAUCGCCAGAUUCAAGUUACCCCGCUCUUCGGCACAAGAUGGACGUUGACUACCAGAUUCAGUGGACAGAGCGACUUCCACCGGAGAUCUGGCAAAUCGUUCUUCGCUCUACAUCCUUCAAAACGACUCGAGAUUGCUUAGGCGUAUCCAGGCUGUUUUACAACAUAGCGGUCCGCGAGGUCUUCUCGUCACUCCGUAUCCACUUCGGCUCCUGGGAGGUCGCUUGCGCAUACACCGACGAAGCCUCAGAAGGAGACAGCGAACGCAAAACGUGUGGUUUGCUCCUACGCAUCGUCACCGACCCCAUCUUCGCAUCUUAUGUCAAACAUCUGGACAUCCUCGCCUUCGCGGACAAGCUAGCACCUUUUGAGAUGCACAGUCUUACCAAGGCCAUCGGUGCAAUGUCCAAUCUGCGUACGUUCAGAUGGCACACCGUUCACCAGACGUUCACGUUGCCCAGUAACGACCUUCUGGCAACACUGGCCUUGACUAGCGGUCGUAUUUGCGAAUAUUCUCUUCCCAUCCAGUGUUUAGAUGCACUGCAAAGCCUCAAGCGAUUGCCGGCAACGAGCCUCUCCCUGCAACUGGUGCACCCGAAUACUCCAGACGCAGAAUCGGACCUGCACGACGUUUACCGCACGACCCUUGCGCUGCUGUUCGAAGCAUACCGAGGAUCCCUGACUCAUCUCUCCGCGCCAAGUCAGGUAAUCUGGGGAUGCCCGAUAUCCACUCUCCAGGAUUUAACACAUCUAUCAAUCAACCACGCUGAGCAUCUCAGCAACAUUGCUCUCCUCUUCCAUCAUUGUAUCCGGCUCGAAUCUUUAGACAUUCAGUACCCCCGCAAACCACCGACGGAUCUCUAUAAAGCUCUGGCAGCCAAUCCCGCGGCGCUCCCUCAUUUAACACACCUCAAGCUUCGUCUCUACCCUCCCAUGAAUCGGUCGCAACUGAAGGCACUGGCUAAAUUCAUUCGGUCGAAGAAGAAACUGCGGUGUUUCGACUUCAGCGACUGGAGCAGCAGCAUUGAAGAGCUCGCUCCUGUCCUGUCGGUUAUUGAGUCGUUAUCAGGCCUGGAAGUCCUAGGUAUCGACAUUGCAUUCGAGGCUACCCUUGGACACAAAGACGUGGCUAUCAUGCGACGUACAAUCCCCAAGACCAUCACGGCGCUACGUCUCCGGCUCGUGUAUUCAGAGAUGAACAUGGUCGAGCCGCCGCCGAAGGACCUCCCAUGGCUCGAAUUGUGGGCAGGGCUCCCGAAGCUCGCCUUCGCGCACGUCGAUGAUGACGAACCAACAGUGUGGUAUGACGACCUCGCUCAUGCUAUCAAGACUCUGGAGCUUGUGGGCCGUCGCUCGGACUUUCGCGGGGUGGAACGUAUAGACGGGAAGGUUGUACUCGGUGACUACUGGUCCGACACGAAGGUCCACUUCCGAACGGUCCAGGACUUCGGGUGCGAAGACUGGGAAUGGUUGAUGCGAGGUCAUGAUCUGCUGGACGACACCAAUUAUUGAACGGCGGGAAGGUUCAAGAAUACCGGCGAAGCGUCAAGUGAAGUGAGCCCAUCGAACAAAGUUUUCGGCUGGACCAUCGGGUACGGUCUGAUUCGUGCUGCUCUUCCGUACGGGACUGUAUUUCUCCAAGGCGCUGGCGCAUAGUGUUGCGUAAAUAGAGUUGGUCCUGUGCCCAUAUGCGCGGUCUAUCAACAAGCCAAAUGUAAUCGAUUGCCAAUUGGUGGCCACGAUCUUUCGCCAUGAACUCAUCGACUGUUUUUUGGAGUCAGUGUCCGGCGCUUAGUCACUUCUAG
Molecule: messenger RNA, 1922 nt
Organism: Rhodofomes roseus
Lineage: Eukaryota; Fungi; Basidiomycota; Agaricomycetes; Polyporales; Fomitopsidaceae
Exons: 6
Coding region: 157-1629 (490 amino acids)
Source: RefSeq, a predicted model, not a curated record